AUGGUGUUAGUUGAUCGAGAGGGUGAUAGGAUUCAUGCUUCUGUUGAUAAAGAAUUUGUCAAGACUUUUCGUAAGGAUUUGGUUGAAGGACAAGCAAUAUCUAUAAACACUUUUAAGAUCAUUCGUGUUGGUCAUGUUGAGAAUGUUGUGGCUCAAGGAAAGCGACGUUUUCGACUCAAAGUAUCUCUCAGAGACACAAGUGAUCUAAGUGAUCUACAGCUACAGUGUACUCUCUGGGGUGAUUAUGCGAAACAAGUGUCUGAUUAUGUUAAGCGUAACUCUGCAUCAGUUGUUUUGAUUUUGAUCAGACUUGCUUGCAUCAAAGAGUAUCGUGGUGAGGUUAGUGUUUCGAAUGCAUUCAAUACGACUCUCAUCUUGAUGGAUCCAGUUACAACAUACGCAACUAGAUUUCGAUCAGAGUUGCCAAAUGAUAGAUUUAUACUUACACCAGUCGAAGAGGAAGCUUCUAAGGAUUCUGAUGAGGUUUUGAUGGAGGAUUUUUUUGGUGAUAAUAUCUAUAGGAGAACGUUAGAUGGUGUUCACAAUGCCAGCAGAGGUUGGCAAGCACCAAUUUCUUUGUCAAGUUCUAUAGAAGAAUCCGAAAGUUCUCCUAUCUCGCCAGCUACUCCAGUCUCAAAAAGGACGAAUGCUGAUAUCAGUGGAGAUGUAAUGGGAUCCGUGUUGAAGAUGGGUGAUCUCUGUGAGAUCAACAGCGGUGCUUAUGAGGAUAAUGCAACAUAUGUUCGAUUCGAACUUCUUGAUGCAGGGAGAGAUUGUGUAUUGCCAUGUAUCGCCCGUGGGAAUUUGGCUAAGAAUCUGCAUAGUGUUUAUCAACGUAAUCAAAGUGAAUCAGUGGUGUUUGUGCUGAGGUUUUGGAAGAUGACUAAUGGUCAAGGUGUUGAUAAGAAUUCAGUUGUCCUGUGCUCUUACCCUCCUUGCUCUGAUUUUCUGUGUAAUCCUGUUGAUGACGAGAUUGACGAUUUCAGGGCUAAAAUGAAGCGCAAAGCUAGGUCUGAUGAUGCUGACUUCAUGGUUUCUUCAUCUGUAUCCAAAAAAAAUUGGAGUGCAAGAAACGAAAUAUAUGCCCCAACCAAAGCUGGUGAUAGUUACCAAACUGGUCGAGGGAUUGGUCAAUCCUACGUUGAUGAGAGAGAUUUAUCCUUGGAAGGUUGCCGUGCUGCGAGGAAGAGAAGAAAGAUUAUUAUGAGAGAUAAGAAAGCCUUAAAACAAGAUAUUGAUUCCUUGUUUGAUUCUUACAAUAGUGCCGAGUUUGCUUGCUUUAUAGCUACUGAUUCUGAUUCUGAAAGAGAAAACGAUGAAGAUAGCGAUUCAGAAGAGCAAUUGGCUGAUAUUGUCGUGCCACAAGGAGAGAAUACCGAUAUUUCUCCUAUUAAUAAAAAAAGUUCUACGUCGAGGAAAAGAAAAAGGGCAACCAAUAAUGGUGUUGCUACCGCAGAUGAACCAAUUGUUCGGACAGACAUAUUCUCAAUUGUAAAACCGGGAUUAGAUGUUAAGGGUUAUUAUGAUGAUGGUGAUCCUAUUUAUAUAUGUGAGUUUUGCAAAGCUUAUAUGUGGUAUGGAGAAAGGUUGGUGAAAAGGGCUACACGAGCUAAACCCAAGUUUUCAAAAUGCUGCAUGCAAGGCAAAGUUGUUCUUCCCUUGAUUAGGGCUCCACCACAAUCUCUAUUAUCGUAUUUAUACAAUGUUGGUGAUAAAAGGUCUCAUUUUCGUGACCAUAUCCGUGCAUAUAACAUGAUGUUUUCUUUUACUUCGCUUGGAGGAAAAGUUACCAACUCAAUCAACGAUGGAAAAGGGCCAUAUGUUUUCCAGCUAUGUGGUGAGAACUAUCACUCAAUAGAUGAUAUGAUACCGGCUCCUGGUGCAAAUCCAGCAUUCCUUCAGCUUUACAUACAUGACACCGCAAAUGAAACAUCCAACAGAAUUUCUGCAUAUGGGACGGUUGGUUCCACUUCAGCAUUAAGAGAAUUGGUUGUUAAAACACUUAAAAAAUGUUGGAUAGACAUAAUCGUCACGUCAAAGCUUUCAGGACGAACAUCAGAUGGACGUACUACUAAUUUUCCAACUGCAAAAGAAGUUGCUGCGUUGGUACCUAAUGAUUUCGAUGUUGGAAUCGAAACACGAGAUAUAGUUAUUGAAAGUAGGUCUGGAAGAUUGAAGAGAAUCAGUGAAUUGCAUCCUGCUUAUUUGCCUUUACAAUAUCCAUUGUUGUUUCCAUAUGGUGAAGAUGGAUUUAGACUUGGUAUAGAUAUUGGAUAUGUAGAUAAGAAGGGGAAGAAACGUUUGACGAUUACUAUGAGAGAGUUCUUUGCUUUUCGGUUUCAAGAGAGGUUUGGAGAAUCUCCAACAAUUGUAAUGUCCGGAAGAUUGUACCAACAGUUUUUGGUUGACGCGUUCACGAUGAUCGAGACGAAUAGACUUCGCUUCAUAUCAAUGAAUCAACAAAAACUUCGAUCCGAGACUUUCGAUAGUAUAAAGGAUGCCGCUGAUAAAGGAAAUUCUGAUCUUUCUGAGAAAGCAAUAUAUACAAUAGAGUUCCAGAAGAGAGGACUUCCUCAUGCUCAUAUCGUUCUUUUUUUGAGGCCCGAAGACAAACUACCAACUGGUGAUGAUAUCGACAAGAUUAUAUGUGCUGAGAUUCCUGAUAAGGAAACUGAUCCUCAUCUAUAUGAAAUUAUUGGUGAUGUGAUGAUGCACGGACCAUGUGGUGCUUUGGAUAGGGAUAGUGUUUGUAUGGCUGAUGGUAGAUGUACCAAAUUUUUUCCAAAGGCAUUUAGUCCUGUUACUAAAGUUGAAGAUGUUGGAUACCCGAUAUACAGGAGACGUGAAGACAAGAGAUUUGUAACGAGGAAAGGAUUCAAUUGUGACAUUGGUUAUGUGGUUCCGUAUAACAGAGAACUUUCUAUUCGAUAUCGAGCUCAUAUUAAUGUGGAAUGGUGUAUACAAUCGCGUUCUGUCAAGUAUCUUUUUAAAUAUAUUCAUAAAGGAGCUGAUUAUGUUCGCGCAGUAGUAGGCAAAGAUGACGAAGAUGAUGAAGUUAAGAAGCAUUUCAACUGUAGGUAUAUAUCACCUGGCGAGUCUAUAUGGAGGAUCGAGGGUUAUGAUACACAUAGUCGUACAGUUUCUGUGACAAAACUCCCGUUUCAUCUGCCGAAUCAGCAAUUAAUUAUAUACAAUGAAGAUGAUCCUGCUGAAGAAGUGGUUGAACGUGCUACCGUUGGUAUGUCCAAAUUCAUGGCUUGGAUGGAAUGUACUAAAGAGUAUGAAGAAGGAGAGGCUUAUUAUUUGAGGCUCUUGCUCAAUAUAGUUAUAGGUCCAACGUGUUUCGAAGAUAUAAGAACGGUUAAAGGGCAUCAUUAUGAUACAUUCAAAGAAGUUUGCUUUGUCCUUGGGUUACUCGAUGACGACAAAGAAUACAUUGAGGCUAUAAAAGAUGCAAGUUUAUGGGUUAGUGCAAUAACUAUGCGUAGGUUGUUUGUAGUUGCCGACUACAAGAAGUGUUUCUAUGCCUUCGAGAAUCUUAGGCUGUCUACUGAGCAGGUUAAAAACCUUUGCUUAGCUGAGAUAGAGAUGCUUCUGCGUACUGCUGGAAGUUCUCUUACAGAUUUUUCAUGUAUGCCGUAUCCAGAUGAUUUGGAUAUGACUAUACGCGGUAAUCCUCUUAUUCGUGAUGACAAAAGUUAUGAUCGAGAUUAUUUGCGAGUUAGACAUGAUGAGUUGUUUGCCACGAUAACUGAUGAACAACGACUUAUCUAUGAUGAGAUUCUAGAAGCUGUUUAUUCAGGCUCUGGCGGAAGGUUUUUUGUUUAUGGUUCUGGUGGUACCGGAAAAACGUAUCUAUGGAGCUUAUUAGGAGCCGCGUUACGUUUAAAAGGUGAUAUUGUUCUGAAUGUUGCAUCAAGUGGAAUUGCUGCUUUGUUAUUGCAAGGAGGUCGAACGGCCCAUUCGAGAUUUGCAAUUCCAAUUGUUGUUAAUCGUUUUACGACGUGUGCAAUCAAAUCUCAAUCAAACCUUGCAGAACUGAUCGAUGCAUCUAAACUGAUAAUAUGGGAUGAAGCAUUAAUGAUGAGUAGGGAUUGUUACGAGACAUUGGAUAGAACCUUGAGAGAUAUAUUAAAAUGUGACAAGCCUUUUGGUGGUAAAGUUAUCGUUUUUGGUGGAGAUUUCAGGCAAAUUUUUCUUGUUAUUCCAAACGCAGGCAAAACAGAGAUUCUUAUGGCUACUUUAAAUUCAUCUCCCCUUUGGUUUGGAUGUAAAGUGUUGAGGCUUACACGUAACAUGCGACUAAUCCCUGGAGACAACAGUCGUGAGAUGUGUGAGCUAGCAUCUUUUACAAGGUGGAUUCUUGAUAUUGGAGAAGGAAAAAUAAAUCCGAGUGAUAGCGAGGAAAGCGAGAUCGAUAUUCCGAGUGAACUAUUGAUUCAUGAUUGUGAGAAUCCGAUUAAAGCUAUUGUUGAUGAAGUUUAUGGACAGGAUUUUCACAAAAAGACUGAUCCUAAGUUCUUUCAGGAUAAGGCUAUUUUGAGUCCAAGGAAUGAGGAACGAACCUAUCUAAGUUGUGAUAGUAUUGAUCCUUCUGAUAGAGAAAUUGAUACGGAUGAUGCAUCUGAAAUUCCCUCUCAGAGUGUUCGCUCAGACAGCAAAAACGAUCCGGGUAAUAUGAUAUAUACAGAAGAGUUUCUAAACAGUGACAAAGUUUCUGCUUUACCCAACCAUUGUUUGCAUUUAAGAGCUGGAUCUCCUGUUAUGUUGCUGAGGAAUAUUGAUCCUAGGAAUGGUUUGUGUAAUGGAACUAGGUUACUUAUUACUCAGAUGGCCAAUUAUGUCCUAGAGGCUAUAAUAAUAACUGGUGACAAAAUAGGAGAGAAAGUUCUUAUUCCUAGGAUAUUUUUAUCUCCGACAGAGACUAAAUUUCCUUUCAGAAUGAGGCGCAAACAGUUUCCAAUUACCCUUGCUUUUGCGAUGACGAUAAACAAGAGUCAGGGUCAGACACUUGCUAAAGUUGGAUUGUAUCUGCCUAAACCAGUCUUUACACAUGGUCAACUGUAUGUUGCUGUUUCGCGGGUAACAUCCAAAUCAGGAAUAAAAAUCUUAAUCACGGACAAAGACAAAAAGCCUCAAAGGAAGACAUUAAACGUUGUAUACAAGGAUGUCUUUGAUAAUAUUUAG
Eutrema salsugineum is the source of this 5187-nucleotide messenger RNA. RefSeq lists its product as uncharacterized. NCBI's taxonomy places the organism in Eukaryota, Viridiplantae, Streptophyta, Magnoliopsida, Brassicales, Brassicaceae. Gene Ontology annotation, biological process: telomere maintenance; DNA repair. Bases 1 to 5187 code for a protein of 1728 amino acids. Gene Ontology annotation, molecular function: DNA helicase activity. The transcript is spliced from 21 exons. The record is from RefSeq and is a predicted model, not a curated record.